UAUGAGAGCACGUUUUGUUUUUCAAGAACAUCUUUACCAGUUCCGGGUCAUUCCGAAGUAAAUCUUUGCUCGGUGACGCUGCAGUUGGGCAAAGACAUCAGCAAGACCAGCAUGCCGGUCAUCUUCAACGAGCCUCUUUCUUUCCUGCAACGCGUCGCGGAAUACAUGGAAUAUGCCAUAUUGCUCAAGCAGGCAUCCCAGCAGGAGUCACCGGUCUCGAGGCUUCAGUAUGUUGCGGCAUUUGCUGUAAGUGCUCUCGCUUCGAAUUGGGAGCGCUUCGGAAAACCUUUCAAUCCGAUUUUGGGCGAGACGUACGAGCUAGAACGCGAGGACUUUCGGAUAAUAUGCGAGCAAGUUUCGCAUCACCCACCAGUAUCGGCAUUCUACGCCGACAGUGAAGACUUCAUCUUUCAUGGCAGCAUCCAUCCCAAACUGAAAUUCUGGGGGAAAUCGUUGGAAGUUCACCCGAAAGGGGUUGUCACAGUCGAAUUACCUAAGUGGAAGGAGGCUUACACUUGGCAAAAUGUCAAUUGCAUCCUUCAUAAUGUCCUGGUGGGUCAAUUAUGGAUGGAGCAAUCGGGUCCUUUGGAGAUCAAACAACACGGAGGGGAUAAUCUGAAAGCUAAGCUAUGCUUUAUUAAAAGCACUCUGAACGGCAAGGACGUCCAUCGCGUCGAGGGUUUUAUAACGGAUCAGGAAAAAAGGAAGUUAUUAUUUCUUUAUGGCCAAUGGACUGAAGUUUUACGAUCUUGCGCGCCUUCAUUGUACGAAGAAAUGCUGGAGAAGAUCAAAUUGGAAGCUAAAAGUCCGCAAGGCAGUCCAGGUCACAAAAAAGUCCUAGCAAAGCUUCAUAGUCUCAAAGUUGGGGCCUUCAAGCCUCUGCAUCAGGAUGCAAUAGAUGAGUCCUUUGGCAGCACGGUCGUUGAUGACGUUCCAAUUGUGGACGAAAUUCCAGGAUCUACCACGUUGUGGAAAGCCACACCAAGACCGAGUAAUAGUUCUGAUUAUUAUCAAUUCACGACAUUCGCGAUGUCACUGAAUGAGCUGGAAACCAAUAUGGGAGAGACAUUGUGCCCGACCGAUUCAAGAUUGAGGCCGGAUAUCCGGAAGUUGGAGAACGGCGAUCAAGAUGGAGCAGCGUCUGAGAAAACUAGACUCGAGGAGAAACAGAGAAAUUCUCGCAAAGCGCGUAAACAGAAGAAAGGACACGAAUAUGUUCCCAGGUGGUUUCAAGCCGGUACGAAUCCUUAUACAGGCCAGGAAGAUUGGAUUUACCAAGGCGGAUAUUGGGACCGUAAUUACACCGAUAUCGAAGAUAUCUUUUAAUGAAGACGGACUUCGUUAGCUUCCAUUAACGCCCGGCGCCCGUGAGGAUCGGCAAUCGGGCGUCGUUAGUGCAAAGUUAUAAAUAAAUUGCCUAAGAGGACAGGUGCGUAGAUCAAUGAUAGACGCCAUUAGAAAUCGAUGUCUUUGUGUAAAGUAAUUAAAAGCAGAUCUUGAGCGAGAUACUUUCAGCACGAAAUUGAAACUCGACGAGUUGCUGGGAAUUUUUCCCACGCUCCUUGUCGUAGAAAAAGAGCGAAUCGAAGAUACAAGCGAAUAUUAUUCGAAAAUUGAAAUUUGAAAUUUCGUAUUAACAGUUUUCGGGCAUUCGAUUGUAUCAUUAGUUCGCGUUUCCUGUCUCCGCCGCUAUUUUUAUAAGAGGCCAAGUUGGAUAACCGGAAAGGCGAUUCUCUCGUAGUCUAUCCCUGCUUGAAGAAGCCAGUAGAGACAGAAACUGAUUUGUAAUUUAUAUAGAAUGUUCCUAGAUUGAGGAGACUUAUUUCAGGUUUAUGUAAUUUCAUCGCAAAUUAUCGUUCUUAUCACGGUUUCUCAUUUAAAUAUUUAUCUGCAUAUUAAACGCUUUUCUAUCGAUCUGUCAAUUCAAUCAACAAGUUACGUUUUUAACGUACAAAAAUCAAUCUUAGUUCUAUCUAAAACUAUUCUUGUAUAUUUAUAUAAAAAAUGUACGUAACAGAAAUGUAGAAAAAAACCUUAUAUCUUUACAAUUGCAAAUGCAAUCCAAAAUUUAGAUCGAAGAAUGAAUCAUUUCGUAACAAUAAAAACAAGAUAGCAAAUGAUAAAAGACUUAUCUAUAAAGGCAUAUAUUAGAUAAAAAAGUCUGAUAUUACAAAUAUCAAAAAUACGUAUCGAUUGUAUCGACUUUCUUUCGUGUAUUUUUAUCGGACUCUUUGAGCAGGAACCUCGUAGAUUUUCAUGUAAAUAUACAGAAAUUGUAUAAUACACCUGUACCAAAGCCAAACGGGCCAAACGACUUUUCGCGACAGUUUUGUAUCAAGCAAUAAUUAUUUGUCAUAAACUUUGCGCAUUCGGAUUAUUUUCGACAUUCAAUUUGAAGCAAAAAAUUGCCGAAUUUCAAUCGUCGAGAUGCCAUGUUGAAAAUAAGCGAGAUUUCAGAAUCCACGAAUUUUGAUGCCAAGGAUUCUAAAGUCCGCGAAUUUAAGAAAGCUAAAUCCGAAAAAUAAAAACUACAAAAAAUCAACGGAGAGAUUUAAGAAACAAAACUUUAAAAAAACGUAAAAAUUCCAUCUAAAAAUGUAAAAAGGCACAAAGAAUUCAAUAUAUAUUUGCCGAAGAAAUUAUAUUAUUGCUUCCAGAUAAAUGUAUCUUUUGCGCGAUAGAAGCUUCCUAGGGCAAAUCUUCAGACACGUGUUACGUGCCAAGUUGUGUGUAUGUGAAACAAGCUUAAUUUAGAAAGGACGACAAUAAUUUGGGGUUCUCGAAGCGCCAAAUGUGUUUUAAACCUCUGAAAACAUCUGAAUUCUAAACGUGAUAUGGAAUAAGCUAGAAAAGCUCUCUUAAAACCAAUCAAUCCGUUGAAAUUUUUCUCCCCUUUCUAAAGAAAAAAAUAUAGCAAUCAAAGAAAUUAAAAACGAGAGAGAAAAGAUAAAAGAUUAAAAUAAAAAAAAAGCUUCUUUUCGUAAUUUUAGAGUUAAGAUAUUUGUUGGAUAGUGUUUUUAAAAUUCGGUGUGAUUGGGAAUUUAGUUCCCUCGAUAAUCCCAUCUGGUCUGUCGAAGCCAAUCAUAGCUGCUCCAGUCUCGAGUUCACGGUCUGUAGAUGAUAAUUUGUGGCUGAUAAGCAGAAUCGCAUAGCCUUCAAGUAUACGACUGCGUCACUUCAAUCGCGAGUUUAUAUUAUUAAUAUAAAUACACGAGUGCACAUAGAAGAAUACAUAUCCGACACCCGAUAGGAUUUCUAUGUGAAGAAACAGCGAAUAUUUACGUAUUAUGAUAAUCGUAUGCUGAUAACGAUAACUAUCCGGAUCACCUCUGAGAACCUUAUUAUUAUUAACAAUUAUCGCGCACGUAAUUUAUAGGAAUUUGUUGUGUUUGCGUUGCAUAGAUCACGCCGGUGUGUAACUGUACAUAGAUAAUAUUAGAAAUAAAUGUUGUUAAAAAAGA
Pogonomyrmex barbatus (red harvester ant) is the source of this 3461-nucleotide messenger RNA. RefSeq names its product oxysterol-binding protein-related protein 2. The record is from RefSeq and is a predicted model, not a curated record. Lineage: Eukaryota; Metazoa; Arthropoda; Insecta; Hymenoptera; Formicidae. Gene Ontology annotation, cellular component: perinuclear endoplasmic reticulum; cytosol; plasma membrane. Gene Ontology annotation, molecular function: sterol binding.